CUUGAUGUAAGCAGCACAAGAGCAUCCCAAAAAUGGGGAUCUGUACUGAAUCUGCUCUCAGAACUCCAGUUACAGAUGAGCAAUUUUUCUUCUUUCCUAGGAAGGCGUUGUCUGGGAAAGUCAACUUGAGUACAUUGAAAAUAGGUCACCAUGGGCCUUUCAGUAAUAUACGGCGGCUGUCCAACACCAGUCAUCCUGAGCAGAACUCCUACUUCCCCACUGAGUGGACAGUAUACUGGGAGGAUGGCAGCAUCUGGAAGAAAUACGAGGGGCCCCUCUCGCAUGAUUUCCUUGCUGCCUUUGAAGACUACACACAAGAGCAUAUCUUUCAGCUGCGAGGCCACCUCUACACCAUGGACUUCAAGCAAAGUCUAAUAUACAACCAUAAUACAGGAAACAGCCACACUAUCCAGCUCCGGCCCACUUAUCGCUCACCCCUCCAGAUGUUGCCACAGCUGUGGACAAUUCCAAGCAGCCCCUCGGAAAUGCAUUAUCCUCCCACUUCUAACAUCCUUGGAGAAGAUCCUACAGAUGGUUACAACGGCCCAUAUCCUGCCUACUGGAUCAAGCGUCCAGAAGGCAGUGUCCCAUUUGCGCAGGAGGAGGUGUUGCCAUCAGAAGCAGCGUACCAAACCAUUUACACCCUCUUCCACAAGUCUCUCUCAGAGGACAAAGUUCUUCUGCUCUCAGUUCACAGGAUCCGGAAUGACUUUCUCUGGCAAAAAUACUGCAGCCAGAAGGAUUUAAUGUCACAGAGCCUCUCAGCAGAGGAGAAAUUGAGGCUAGAGAAGCACCUCUUCCACAGCACCUCAGCCAAACGCCUGGAGUUCACCUGCCAGAUAAAGUUUGACACUCACCUCUCAGGAUCACAUAUGUAUGGCAGAGGUUGCUAUUUCAGUGUGAACGCAGACCAGGCUGACCGCUAUUCCCAGGCAGGGAAGGGUGGGCUGCGCCACAUGUUCUUGGCCAAAGUAUUGGUCGGCAAAUGUACACGCGGGAAAAAGCAUUAUUGGCAGCCUCCACAAAUAGAGUCUGGUAGGGAAUGCUUUGACUCAUGUGUGGAUAAUGUGGCCAGUCCAAAUAUUUAUGUGAUCUUCAAUAGCUACCACUGCUAUCCAUACUUCCUGAUCAGCUACAAACUCUUAUCUGACCCUGUGGUGCUAGAUGAUUGAUGGACAGCUCAAGGAAGAGGGUCAGUUAAUGCUCACUAUGAAUAUGCAGCUUCACUGAUGAGGACACCCAACCCUUCCCAGGAGCAGCACACCAUCCUUUCCAUCCCCCACACCUCAUCUCCUUCCUGCCAUGAUCCCUACAAAAUGUUCUAUAACCCGUCCCAUGGGGAUGCAUAGAGAGAACGUGCUAGGUAAGAAUGCGUCUAAAAGCUUUCCAGCAUACCUGAAAAAUGAGUCCAUUUGGUUUCCAGAGGGUCUUCUCUCACCAGAUGGGCAGUUUGCUAAUAGUUGUUCAACACAGUACAUUAGUACAAACAUUAUUGAUGGUUAUGUUUUCACUAAGUUUAAAAAAAAAAAAACCUGGACCAAGAUUUUGAAAGUUGGGCAGAUGCCUAAAUAGGGACUUAGGGGGUUAACUCCGCACUUCUAUUUUAGACCAUCGUGGCCAUUUUCUCCCCAAGAUUUAAAAUUGUUAAAGUUUUGUAGCAUUAAAACUUAUUACUAAUUUUGAGCACCCAUGGAGUGUAGGACACAAAGACAGUGAGAAGUUGCAGCAGCCGUGGAAAUGCAGGACAGAACUUCUUACAUCCUCCUUCCCUUCUUGAAAGCCUCAGAUCUUCUUGCAUUAGCACUCUUAAUUGAGCCAAAAAUUUACAGUGACAUCCUGGGUGCUUGGGAUUACUCAGUUUCCUCUGAGCUAAGCCACCCAACUCACUUUGUUAUACUGUAUUACCAUUCAGGGGGCUCGAUUUUCCCUUUUUGUUCAGUAUAUUUUAUGAUACAUUUUAAUAGGUGUUACAUUUCCUUGUUUGUUUGAAAAAUGAGUGAUAAUUAAACCUUUCAUGCAUUCUCUGCUGUUCUAAAAGAUUAUUAAAAUGAAUUAAAAUCUUGUGCCAGUUGAAAGACUCAGUGUACAGUACCUCUUCCUUCAUUCAAACACCGGGUAGUUUG
This is a messenger RNA of Mauremys mutica (yellowpond turtle), 2123 nucleotides long. Its product is annotated as protein mono-ADP-ribosyltransferase TIPARP-like. Gene Ontology annotation, molecular function: NAD+ poly-ADP-ribosyltransferase activity. The coding region runs from base 33 to 1172 and encodes 379 amino acids. Lineage: Eukaryota; Metazoa; Chordata; Testudines; Geoemydidae. The record is from RefSeq and is a predicted model, not a curated record. The transcript has 4 exons.